CUCAAAGGGGAGAGAGUAGAGGACCACUUUGCGACCCGCAAGGGUUGUUAUUUUUCCCCAUGCAGUAUUUGUUUGCACUUUGCGCACAAGGACCACUAAAUGACCCAGCGCAGUCCACCAAUGGGCUCUCGGGACUUGUCCGGCUUCGCAUUAUGGAGGAGAUCCGCUAGCAGAGAGGACGCGAGAGGGAAUCGCUGAGCUAGAGGCAGUUUGUUUCAUGAACUCGGAAUCACUGCGAUGGAAUGAGCCGCUGCAGAAACUCAACUGAACUUGCGGAGAACUUUUCUUCUUGCGUCUCUUUUGCGCCUGUGAGUUUCUAUUUUAGUUUCCACCCCAAUCAUGUACGGAUAACGGGAGGUUCGCUCAAGAAUCCGGCUCAAAUGGAUCAGCGCUGACGGGUUUAUGGAGUCGGGAUUACACAGCGCAGUGCCAGCCUGUUGAACGCCCACACACGGGCCUAUCACACACCAUCUGCCACGGAAUAAAAAAGACUCUCCAGUGAAGACACUAUUAGUGGAAGUAGUGUAGAAGUUUUACAUAUGACACUGCUGUGAGUUUUGCGUUUCUUGCAGCCAGAACAAUGGCACGCUCUGGCGCAUUGACACAGAGCGCCUGUAGAUAUGUUUGGCCUCUUGGUUGUGUGCUCUUGUUUUUCGGCUACUUAUCUGUGGCCUCGCCAUCCCAUGGUCGGAGGCUGAUAUGCUGGCAAGCCAUAAUGAACUGCCAAGCAGAGCCCGAGUGCAAUUACGCAUACGAACACUACACGCGCGCGUGUGGCCCCGUGCUGAACGGGGACAGGAAGAAGUGCCCCAGCCACUGCAUCUCCUCGCUCGUUCAGCUCAAUUUGACCAAAAACGGGCCAGCUCUGGAGGACUGCAGCUGCGCCCACGACCCGUUGUGUACGAGCACCAAACGGGCCAUCGAGCCAUGUUUGCCCAGGACUACCAGCACUGGUUGCACGGAAGCUCGGCGACAGUGCGAGAGAGACCAGCAGUGCAGCUCCACCAUGCACGAUUAUCUGAACCACUGCGGGAAACUUUUCAGCGGGGCAAUCUGCACGAAUGCUUGCCGGAAUGUGAUCGCGAAUAUGCGUAAAAUACCCAAGGGUCAGCAGCUGGACACUUGUAUGUGUGACGGGACAGAGAGGGCCAUCUGUGAGUUUGUCAAGAGCAGCAUGAAGGCGCUGUGCUUCGACUCGCCCGUGAGGGAUGAGGGCAGCGGGUCCGACUACGGCCAGGAUCCAGAUUACGACGACGACCCCUCGGAUCAGGACUAUCCAGAGGAGCUGGAAAGCGGAUCCUCUCUCCCGGCGGCUCACUGUGUUUUGACCCUGUUGGCAUCCAUCUUGGCUGUAUUGCCCCUCAUUUAGUCCCCGGGGUCAUAAUCUGCCCCGACUAUUGUCCGGAUAAAAGGAAAUCUAAACCUUUGUCACUUAUUGACCUGCUACUAUUGAAAGCUUAGAGACGCAAUGACUAAAGGAAGGGGUGUGUUGGCGCAUGCCUUGUUUGAAUUGAGUUAUAGACGCUGAAGGAUAUCAAAUCAGGAUAUUUUCUAUGCAAAUGAGACCAGAAAGAUAUUUUGAAACUGCAUGAGCUCAAGGCUGCUCCCUUAUCAAACCACACCACUUCACAGAUGCUUUGCUUAUGUGAUAAGCUAAAUUAGAUUUUCCUCUUUUCUCUCUGUCACAGACUCUGAUAGGAAAGCCAUGAUAGAGACACAGUUGGCUUGUUAACAAUGCAAGGUUUAAUCAGUACAUACUGUGCACUGCCAAUCUCUAUAAAAAACUAUUUUUAUAUGACACUGUUGCCAUUUGGUACCAGGGUAUCUGAUUUACAAGUAUUUAAUGCUGGAAUCUAUGAACUUGUAAAUAGAUGAGGAGUUAAAGUGAAACAGUAAUUUAUUACAUGCCACCUAGUUACAUCCAAAUGUUCAUCAUGUGAAUAAAUGACUGAGAAUUCCAGCUUUAAAGGGAAGUUAUUUGACUUGUAUAUAUGUGUAUAGCUUAUAUAGAUUUUUUUCAGAGAAUCCUCUAUGUUUGAGGCUAUGAGAUGAUUUAUUCACUGUGUAUAGCCUAGAGAGAGAAAUGUCUAAAUCCACUGUAUGAUUGCCUUAAUGAUAUACUUUUAUAGAAGGCAUAAAGGAAACUUGAAGAUA
This is a messenger RNA of Micropterus dolomieu (smallmouth bass), 2154 nucleotides long. RefSeq names its product growth arrest-specific 1a (gene gas1a). Lineage: Eukaryota; Metazoa; Chordata; Actinopteri; Centrarchiformes; Centrarchidae. Bases 581 to 1369 code for a protein of 262 amino acids. The transcript has a single exon. Gene Ontology annotation, biological process: regulation of cell cycle. The record is from RefSeq and is a predicted model, not a curated record.